AUGGCUGUGAGCCCUUGGUUGGCAGCGGCAGGGCAGCAGAGGAUCCCGCUGGUCCCCUCACCAUUUGGACCUCCAACUGUGGACAGAGAUCUAUUGCCUUCCAUUGUGGCUCCACCUGACCCCAGACACUUUUGUGUUCCUUCCCAGUAUGGAUCCUCUGUUCUACCGAAUGCAAAUUUGACAAAUAUGCUGUCCAGUCACACGUACUCAGGUUGGGGCGUUUUACCGCCUGAAUCUAUAAAGGCGGUGGCCAGAAGGAAUGAGCUGAUUCAAAGGCAUCACACUGCCAGGACAGAAUUGGAAAUGUACGCCAUUUACCAGCAAAGGAGAAUGGAGAAAGUGAAUCCCAAGGGCCUGGCAGGCCUGGGGCCACCGAUCCUCUGCGGCCCCACUGUCCCCGCGGGCCCCGCCGCCUGCCCGGCCCCGGGCUUGCUCCCCGCCGGCGACCUGCACGUCCACAGAAGCGCCCUCGGGAGCCUGCAGGGAAACCCCAUGCUGGUGGCAACUGGACCACACCUGACCGAGAGCUGGAGACAGAAAUGCCGUAGACUCAGGAAAGGGGCAGGGAAUCUGAAGGUCCUGGACAGCCUAACCGAGAAUUCCAAGAGUCCAGCACAGGGAGAGCUGCCACGCCCGACUCACGCGUUUCCCUAUGCAGAGGCCCAGCGCGCGGACCGCGCGGAGAUCACAGCGUGCAGCGGCCUGGCGUCCAGCGCUCCCGGGGCCAAGCCGCCCGCGGUCAGGACUGGCGCCCGCGGAGAGCGCGACCCCGCCGGGGGGGAGCCCUGGGGAUGUCGCGCCGCGCCCCCAGACGCGGAGACGGGGGAUGCGGAGAGAGAGAAGCCCUUGGAGCAGGUGUUCGCAGCCUGUCGCGAGAAGCCCGGGGUUUGCGCCCCACCUCCUCAGUCGUCUCCGCCAGGGCCUCAUGCACUGGUGGCAGCUGGAGGGAACCUCUCCCUGGGUGAAGAUAUUCAGAAGUGGACCGUGGAGGACGUGUACAGCUUCAUCAGUGGCCUCCCGGGCUGUGCAGACUGUGCUCAGAUAUUCAAAGACCAUGGAAUUGAUGGAGAAACUUUGCCACUGCUCACAGAAGAGCAUCUUCGAGGAACAAUGGGAUUAAAACUCGGGCCAGCACUAAAAAUUCAGUCACAGGUGUCUCAGCAUGUGGGAAGUGUGUUCUACAAGAAAAGCCUACCACUCCCUGCCCAGGCAAGACCAGCAGCAGAGCCAGCAGCAGAUCCAAACCCUCUGCUGGAGUCCAGUUCCUGGAGUGAGACGCUGAGCACUCCUUCCUCCCAGGACGUGACCCUUCCCAAAGCGAUCGAGCAAGACAGCGUGAGAAACCAACACCCUCAAAGGCUAUGUUAA
Otolemur garnettii (small-eared galago) is the source of this 1368-nucleotide messenger RNA. It is a transcript of the gene SAMD7, whose product is annotated as sterile alpha motif domain containing 7. NCBI's taxonomy places the organism in Eukaryota, Metazoa, Chordata, Mammalia, Primates, Galagidae. Bases 1 to 1368 code for a protein of 455 amino acids. The record is from RefSeq and is a predicted model, not a curated record. The transcript has 7 exons. Gene Ontology annotation, molecular function: protein binding.